This is a messenger RNA of Chilo suppressalis (striped riceborer), 7540 nucleotides long. The record is from the annotation of a GenBank genome assembly. NCBI's taxonomy places the organism in Eukaryota, Metazoa, Arthropoda, Insecta, Lepidoptera, Crambidae.
GUCGGGAGGGCUGCACGUUUCGGUCGCUCGCAACCUCUCCGUUCCGUAACUUCGCGUAAAUAAUAUAAAAAGUUUUGUUUCUUUUUUUUUAUCCAUUUGUUAAUUGAAUAUUGAUAUCGUGUCGUUUGUGUGAUAAGUUCAGUUAGUGUGUGCUCAAGUAUUGUGUUGUGUUUUGUUUUAUUUGUGUUAUUAUUACUGUUUUGUUUUUGAAUAAAUUAUAAGCGAUGGCUGAAAACGACGAGGAAAAUAUUGAAGAGGAGGAAGGCACAGAGUUGGAGCUUGAGGCUCUGUACCGACGAUACUGCGUCAGGCUCAAGCAUUCACUGUUUGUGUCGGCGCUGUGUGUGACCAUUGUAUGCAGUCUCGCGCUGCUGAUAGCUGUGUGCAUAUUGUACGCUAAUAAUAUAUCUUCACAAGUGACGUUAAUAGCGACGUUAUCGGUGAUUGCGUUCGUGCUGUCAAUAGUGCUGGCUCUGGCGCUACUACCUGCGGCGCCAGAAUGGGAGGCGCUGGCGCUAGCUGGCUCCGUGCUAGUUACAGUGUGUUUGGGCACUGGCACACUAAUGGCCACGCAUCAUGCGCCGUUGCCGCUCUUUGCACUGAUACUGAUGGUUCAUACAAUGAUGCCGAUAGCACGCUCCAUAUCCCUGGGCAUGUCAGUGAUUCUGACCUUGGCUUACCUGGGCCUGGCCCUGGGACUCGGGCCUAAUGUAGAAGAGAGCCUGUUCUACCAACAGUUGGUCUGCGAGCUGGCGCUCCUUCUCUCCGCAUCCGGGAUUGGAGUAUACUACCGGGCUUUAACGGAGCGAGCCCACAGGAACACUUUCGCUGGCACCAGGACUUGUUUGGAGCAACGGGUCAAGCUGGAAUGCGAGAGGGAGGCGCAGGAGAGACUCCUGCUGUCAGUUAUACCUGCUUACAUCGCUGCUGAGGUGAAACGAUCCAUCAUGCUCAAGAUGGCCGACGCGUGCGCUGACAGCUCGAAGCAGACCAGAUUUCACGAGAUGCACGUCCAGAGGCACAACAACGUUAGCAUCUUGUACGCGGACAUAGUCAACUUCACACCGCUCUCGGAGAGGCUUAGCGCUUCCGAUCUCGUGAAAACUCUCAACGAACUCUUCGGAAGAUUCGAUCAAAUCGCCCAGGAGAACCAGUGUAUGCGCAUCAAGAUCCUGGGGGACUGUUACUACUGCGUGUCAGGGUUGCCGGUGUCGAGGCCCAACCACGCGUACAACUGCGUGAACAUGGGCCUGCAGAUGAUCGACGCUAUCAGGUUUGUCCGGGAAGCGACCGGGUUCAACGUGGACAUGCGCAUCGGGAUACACACCGGCAACGUGCUGUGCGGCGUGCUCGGCCUCAGGAAGUGGCAGUUCGACGUGUGGAGCGAUGACGUCACCCUCGCCAACCACAUGGAGUCUGGAGGAAUCGCUGGACGAGUGCAUAUCACGAAAGCUACACUGCUGCAGCUCGGUGGAAGGUUCGAAGUGGAGCCAGGAGACGGAGGCUCCAGGGAGGGCUACCUGGCCGACCAUAAAGUGGAAACCUAUCUUAUUGUGCCGCCUAAGAAACCUGGCAUCUCAGAAAACGGUCGGCUAUCAGUGUGCACAGUGGACCGCAAAGCCAGCAUAGUAUCCUCCAUCUACCAGGACGUCUCGCCCACCAAGCAUAAGAACAGCAUCAGCCCUGCACCAUCGCAGCACAGCUUCGUGGACGAAGGACCUAAGGUGUUAAGGACUGAAUCAAUGAGGACUACAGGUCCUGCAGGACCUAAGGUGUUGAGAGCUGAAUCCAUGAGAACUCCAAGUCCUGGAGAUUUAAGCAGAAGAGCUUCAGUAAAAAUAGACGGGCCAAAAACAGUAGCGUUUGAUCCUAACAAUACAGCCACGAGUCCUGGUGAUGGGAUCAAUAAUGGCGCUGUGGUUACUGCUAAGCCCAAAAGUCGCAGCGGCUCGAUUAUAGGAGCAAUUAGUCCGAUUAUGGGAACAGCAACUCCCGGUGUGCCUACAAGGUCUCGCCCGUCAAGUAAAAUGACAAAAUACGUUGAAUGUUGGGGAGCUGAUAAACCUUUUGCCAACAUCACAGAUUCAACUCUCGCCAAGAACAUCGGAAUAUCAAGUUUAGCAAUGAUAGAACAGAACUUAUUACCGCAAAGGACAACGUGUUGUGAUUGCAGCAACAACGCAGAAGGCAUGAACCCUGUGACGCUGUGGUUCAGUAACGGACGGCAAGAGCGCCGCUACCGCACGCUGCCCGACCCGCACUUCAAGUACAACGUUGCGUGUGCCGCUGCGAUAUUCUUACUCCUAGCCGGGAUACAACUGCUGACUGUCCACAAGGGCGUGGUGUUGUUCGCGUCGUUCGGUCCUACGCUGGUGACGCUGGGAGUGUUCGUGCACGUGUCCUGGUGCGGCGCGCGCGCUCUCAGCUCCGCCACGCUGCUGGGUGAUGACUGCAAUAAGCCCGCUCAGGUGGUGUCCAACAGUCGAAUCAUCAGGCUGACGAUAUUCUUCGUGACAGUUGUUCUGAUCGCCGCCUGUGCCGUCAUCAAUUUGUUUCAGCCAACCGUCGUGGAUGACAUAUCUAUUAUGGAAACGCGCAACAUAUCGGAUCGGUGGAACAGCACCGACGAUGCUUUAUAUUCAACAGCCUCUGAUGUAUCUCCUAGUUACCUCUACAGUUCAGUAUUGACCUUGGCUUCCAUCUCCGUGUUCUUCCGAGUGGGGUUUGUGCUGAAACUGGUGAUGAUGGCAGCCACUCUUAUCGCCCAUAUAACGCUCUACGCCCGCGCUGAUAUCCACUACCAGGAGGCCGGAGAAUUCAGUAUGUUGCCGUACGCAGCUCGGGCCGGCAUAGCGUUGGCACUCGUCGCCGCUCUCUUACUGGUCUUAGGGCGACAGAUAGAAUUCACGUCUCGAAGUGACUGCCUUUGGAAAGAUAAACUGAAGUUGGAGCAAGAAGAGGUGGAAACUAUGAGAGGCAUCAACAAGAUUCUUCUAGAAAAUAUACUGCCAGCUCACGUAGCGGAGCAUUUUCUGACUUCAGUCGCUUCAGAGGAAGACUUGUACCACGAGCGUUACUCGAGCAUCGCGGUGAUGUUUGCUUCAAUACCAAACUACAAGGAAUUCUACGACGAAACGGACGUCAACAAACAAGGGCUCGAAUGUCUGAGGCUGCUCAAUGAGAUCAUCUGUGACUUCGACAAGCUACUACUAAAGCCGAAAUUCAGCUGCAUAGAGAAGAUUAAAACUAUAGGGAGCACUUAUAUGAUCGCGUCUGGAUUGAGACCUGGAAAAGAAGAGAAACUGGAUGCAAAUCGAAAAGAAGAGCACACAGUUGCGAUAUUAGUAGAAUUCGCAGUGGCGCUUAUGGCGAUCCUCGACCAGAUAAACAGGGAGUCUUUCCAGAGAUUCAAGCUCAGAAUUGGCCUGAGCCACGGUCCCGUAAUAGCUGGUGUAGUAGGCGCCCAGAAGCCUCAAUACGACAUCUGGGGGAACACCGUCAACGUCGCCUCGCGGAUGGACUCCACCGGCCUCAUGGGCCGCGUGCACGUCACCGGCGACACUGCCAAGGUGUUAAUGAACGCUGGCUACACGUGUGAAUGUCGAGGCCCCACCUUCGUGAAAGGAAAAGGCAACCUCAUCACUUACUUUGUGAAAACACCAGAUAAAGUUUAAAAAUCGAUAACGGGAUGGAAAAAAGGUAGGUCGGUACUUAGCGGCUCAGAUUUAAAGAAUGAAAGAAAACAAAAAAAGAAAAUAGCUUAUUUCUUUUGUUCUGUAAUCUAAAGUUAGCUAGACAUUGAUCCAAAUCCUUACGCAUAGUUUCUGUUUUAAAUUCUGUGAUGGAUAAUAAAAUCGUUUUAUUAUCGAUUUAGUUGACUACUUCCAUUUUUUCCAUGGACGACUCAGCCCUUAAUUGUUGUGGCCAGUGCCCAGGGUGUUGAUGAACGCUGGCUACACGUGUGAAUAUCGAGGCCCAACCUUCGUGAAAGGAAAAGCCAACCUCAUCAUUUACUUUGUGAAAACACCAGAUUAAGUUUAAAAAUCGAUAACGGGAUGGAAAAAAGGUAGGUCGGUACUUAGCGGCUCAGAUUUAUAGAAUGAAAGAAAACAAAAAAAGAAAAUAGCUAAUUUCUUUUGUUCUGUAAUCUAAAGUUAGCUGGAUAUUGAUCCAAAUCCUUACACAUAGUUUCUGUUUUAAUUUCUGUGAUGGAUAAUAAAAUCGAGUUAUUAUCGAUUUAGUUGACUACUUCCAUUUUUUCCAUGGACGACUCAGCCCUUAAUUGUUUAAGUUUAACAGCCGUUAUUAGAAACAUCCAAUUAAUGUUUCAUUAAGUUACGUUGAAGAUGUUAAAUAUUGCCAUAAUGAGAUUUUGUUAAGAUAUGUUUGGAUUGAAUAUGUCUUGCCACAAAGUAAUGCUCAAAGAAUGCUAUUUGUUUAUCGUUAAUCAAUUAACACUAUUUAAAAACCAAAUAAUUAUGUAUUAAAUUUCUAUGUGUGUUAAAAUCAUCAUCAUCAUCAUCAUUAUCACCAACAUCCUAUCUUAGUCCACUGCUGGACAUAGGCCUCUCCAAAUGCAGUUAAAAUCUUUUAUUUUGUAUAUUAAGAUUUUAUUUUAGUUUUCAUUUCCACUUUAUUUUGUGAGUAAUGUAGAUCGGUAGAAAUUAAUUUAUCGUGUCAUGACAGAGUAUUGUUGGUGAACUAAUUAAAUCAUUGUUAUUUUAAUACUUCAACAUUCUGAGGCCUAAUAUUGUUAUUAUAGAAGAGAAAAGUGUAAAUAUUUUAAGAAAAUUUAAUAUUCAUUUUAUCAAUAGACACUCAAAAAAGAUUUGCAAUUGAAACACAAUUUUCAAUUAAAAAAAUGUGAUUAUUAAGACCAAAGUUAUGAAAAAAACUAGGCUAUCUAUUCACUGUGGCAAAAUAAUCAAAUAAAAAAAAUAAAACGCAAAUGUUAGAAGAUAUUAAACUACUUGGUCGUCACUGAAAGCUUUAUAUUGAGAUAGCACUUCCGUUUCCCGUCGAAUUACCAUACCAUAGCACCAUUUUACCCAAAAUAAAAUGCAUAUUAAAAUUCUUACCUCACUGAAAGCUUUCACUUUAAAUGCUGCCUGGUGAAAUAAUUAAGCCAAUGAGCUAAAAUGGCGCUCUCAAAACUUAGAAAAACAAAAAUGGCCGCGCUUCUGCCAGGUGUCGCCACUGGACCGGAUCCUUUUAUAAUAAUAGUACGGAAACUGCUGGUAAUUCGACGGGAAACGGAAUUGCUAUCUCAAUAUGAAGCUUUCAGUAAUUUUAUUUUAGAUAAAAUGCUGCUAUUUAUUGUUUUGUAAAUUAAUAUAUUUAAAAAUAAACGUAAUAAUUUAAGCUUAGAUAAUAGGAAAUUAUCAUUGAAAUAUUCGAUGGUGUAUCACACAAAUAGAUUAUUUAAAUAUUUUGUAAAUAUAAUUUAAUGUAAGUGUAAUUUGUUUUUCUUAAUAAAACCCUUAAUGCUUUAAAGCAUGAUUUAAAAUGCUUGAUUUAUAUAUGUUACAUUAUGUAAAAUAUAAUUUUAAGAAUUAAUUUAUUGUUUUUUAAUGCUGAUUCACAUUGAUCCAACAGUUUAAUCCAAUGAUAGGUACUAGAUGUCUAGUACGCCUGAAUCACACCUCACAUGUCAAAUAGACCAGGGCCGAUAAUUUUAAAAACGGUAAAAAGUGAAAAAAAAUAUAGUAGGAUCAAACCCAAAUCAAAUCAAAUCAGAAAAGGUAGAGAAUAUAACAAAAUGAAAGGAAAAAUAAAUUACGGGCGAUCUGAGGUCGGGAAGGGGGAGGGGGUGAGUUUUUAAGCGUAAAAAACGGUUAAUCUCGAUUUCCGGUAAAACUGCAAGCCCUAUGAAAAAAAGUUAAACGGCGAAGUUGUAGGUAAUAAAAAGAUCUACAACUUAUGUACCGACACUUUUAUCACAUAACCUCAAAAUUUAUGUGAACAAUUCGAAUAACCGAGUUUUUGGUUUAUUAUUUUUAUUUUUUGCAAAAGAAAUAUUAUUGCACGAAAUUUAGUGAAAACUUACCUUUGUAUGUAAUUUUAACAUACAGUAAUUUUUUUGAUUUAAAAUAUUCAUUUUUUCACCUUAUUUUGACUUACUAUUGAAAAAGCACCCUAAUUUGCAAUCGAAAAUGCUCACGUCAAAAUAUCUGCUUUUUUAAAAAAGUUGGUGUGUUUUUUGUUUGUUAAAAUCUCUACUUUCUGAUGGUAUAAAAAAUAUAUACUACUAAAUAAAUGUUUUCAGAAGCUGCAAAUUAAUAAUGAAAAAAAAUCGAAUCCAAAAUUUUUUUUUUUAAUCAUUAUAUAUAAUUUUGAGCUAUUUAUUAAUAUAUAUAUUAUUAUUAUUAUUAUUAUAACAACCAACCUACUAUAAUUUUUUUGGUCUCAAAAAUUACCGACCCUGGGCUAAAAAUUCCUCAAGUCGUUCAGGCAAUAUGGCGUGAAAAAAUUGACAUAAUUAUAUACAUAGAUCUUACAUAUUAUAUAUCUACUCUCGUAAAACAUUUCCCAACGCAGUGGGGUAAAAUAUGCAUAAACUAAAAUAAUUGAACACAAUUUCGUUUUAAGAGGUCAUGAUAUGCGUAAUAUUUAAUAAUGAAUGCGAUUAAACAAGAAAUUGUUUGAUCAGCAACAUUUGUUGCUUGUGCUGACAAACCAAAUGGUUUGUCAGCACAAGUCAUUCGUAAAAUAUAUAUUUAUGAUUAGCUAUUCUUAUAUUAAUUACUAGUGAAAGUGUGAUUUGUAACACAGGAAAUCAGCCUUUACAAAGUUUAUAUAUUAAGUUAAGUUAUAUUUUAAGUUUCUAUUGUGUAACUUAAUUGUAAUGGUGCUAAAUUUAUCCGGAAAUGCAUAUCCCACUAUAAGCAUAAUAAUCUUUUCAUUAUUUUUGUUAUUUAACAUGAUUAAAAAAUAUAUCACUUCUGGGUGUGCCUAAAAAUUUUGUAAAUAUGAAAUAACUUUUUCAAAAUUCAAAGUAUCAAAAAUAAAUUAAAUUGCGAAACGCUACCUAAUUUAAGUUUUGCCUUUUUUGUAACGUAUGUAACGUGUAACGUAACGUAUGUCAAAAUAAAGCAAUUAAAUCGAAAUUAAUUACGUACUGAAAUAAUCAUGAACAAGUGAUACAAAGGUGUUAAAUUACAGUGAAUCAUGCACAGAUUUUUUAAGAAGAAUUUACCAGUUUUCAAACAUGUGUCAAUGGUUGGUGAGUCCCUUGCCAAAAGUUACUGUAGUUAUAAAAUUGCAUUUAAGAUAGUAAUAAAAUAAUUAUUUUGGAUUCUUAAUACUCUACUCAAAGUAAUAGGUAAUUUAAAUGUGUGCUCAUAAUUUUAGAUGGUGAUUAUUAACUUUAGUAUGUGGUAGAUGAUCUAAUAAAUGUAGUAACUACGAAAAUACUCUGUGAAAAUUUUAAUAAAUUAUAGUUGUGGCUGUAUAGUAUUGAAUCCUACGGUCUAAAAGAUUUUAUUUUAAAAAAGAAUAAUAUAUUUGAAUAAAACAUAUUUGUGUAGUUAUUUGUUUUUCG